UUCUAUUCUCAGUUGAGGCAUCAAGCAACUGAGAAAUAUUGCUUGCUUACUGUUCUCUAACAAUGGCUUCAAAAAUCCUUCAUGUUAUCCUCUCCUGCAGCCUUCUUUUUCUUCUCCAAUUCCAGUUCUCUGCCGGCCAAAAUGUUGUCAAAGCUGCUUACUGGUUUUCCGGCAGUGAAUAUGCGGUUUCCGACAUCGAUUCCUCUCUUUUCACUCACCUAUUCUGCGCCUUUGCCGAUCUUAAUCCUCAAACCAACCGGGUCACCAUUUCAUCAGGAAACCAGGCCAGGUUCUCCACCUUCACCGCAACUGUCCAACGGAAAAACCCUUCCGUCAAAACCCUCUUGUCCAUUGGUGGCGGCGGUGGAGACGCCGUUAAGGCAGCCUUUGCGUCUAUGGCUAGCCAGGCUAGUUCAAGAAAAUUGUUCAUCGAUUCUUCGAUACAGUUAGCGAGAAACAACAACUUCCAUGGCCUUGACAUUGACUGGGAGUACCCGGCAAACGCUCAGGAAAUGGCCAACUUCGGUUCCCUCCUCAACGAGUGGCGUGCAGCUGUCGCCGCAGAGGCUAGAAGCUCCGGCAAGCCAGCUUUGCUUCUCUCCGCUGCGGUUUCUUACUCUUCAAACUAUUUCGGAGUCAACAACCCUGUCCAGGCUAUCUCAAACAGCCUGGACUGGAUCAAUGUAAUGGCCUACGACUUCUUUUACAAUUCCAAUUCCGGGAGAAUCACUGGACCUCCUGCAGCUUUAUAUAGUCCUGGAACCCAAAUCAGCGGCAACGCCGGAAUCACAGCCUGGAUUCAGGCUGGUUUGUCCGCUAAAAAAAUAGUCCUGGGAUUUCCCUAUUUCGGCCAUUCAUUGCAGCUCGCCGAUGCUAAUAACCAUGGAUUUUGGGCACCGACGAGUGGAGUGGUGAACGGUGGCGCCACGGGGUACAAGCAAAUCAAGCAAUUUAUAGCUCAAAAUAAAGCGACCCAUGUGUUCAAUGCCACUGUUGUUUCGGACUAUUGCUAUUCCGGAACAACUUGGAUUGGCUAUGAUGACACUCAGAGUAUUUCUACCAAGGUCAAUUAUGCCAAGGGGAAAAACUUGCUUGGUUACUUUGCUUGGCACAUUGCCAAUGAUGAUAAUUGGGCUCUCUCUCGUCUAGCUUCGCAGACAUGGGGAUGAGCUUAUAUAGGCAACUUUACAGACAGGAAAUAUGUUGAAGAAUAAAGAUCAUGG
Messenger RNA from Pistacia vera, 1223 nucleotides. RefSeq names its product class V chitinase-like. The coding region runs from base 63 to 1169 and encodes 368 amino acids. The record is from RefSeq and is a predicted model, not a curated record. NCBI's taxonomy places the organism in Eukaryota, Viridiplantae, Streptophyta, Magnoliopsida, Sapindales, Anacardiaceae. Gene Ontology annotation, biological process: carbohydrate metabolic process; chitin catabolic process. Gene Ontology annotation, cellular component: extracellular region. The transcript is spliced from 2 exons. Gene Ontology annotation, molecular function: chitin binding; chitinase activity.